Mugil cephalus (flathead mullet) is the source of this 2940-nucleotide messenger RNA. Its product is annotated as proline-rich transmembrane protein 3-like. Lineage: Eukaryota; Metazoa; Chordata; Actinopteri; Mugiliformes; Mugilidae. Bases 220 to 2316 code for a protein of 698 amino acids. The record is from RefSeq and is a predicted model, not a curated record. The transcript has 3 exons.
AUUAUGCCAAGUAAGCAGCCGGUGCAGUAAUAGGAAUAAGACGUCAGCUUGAAGGCUGGAUGACUGUGAGCAUGCCUGUAAAUUCACUGUGGUCAACCCUCGCUGUGAUGCUCUUUUGGAUGUUAAACACUCUUGUGCUGCAGCUAGAGUGCGACCCAUGAAGCGCUAAAAGGAAGCAGAGCAGAAGAAAUCACAGAUCUUUGGAUUUUAUUGUCCAUAAUGGCGUGUUCAUCUUUGCUCUUCAUUACACUAACUGUGUCUCUCUCUGCACUUGGGAACCUUCUUAAAACUUCACAUUCUUCAGUCCAAGUAACUCAAAGUGCAGCCGGAAACAGCAGUGACUUGGACAGUUUAUUCAGCCAAGUGAUCUUUCAUUCAGAGAGCUCUGUGGAGGGCAGUGGACAUGACGCUGGCAGUACAGCAUCACGUCAACUCAUUGAUCGACUCACUCCUAAGGGGCCUCAGGGAGCAAGCGAUGAAAACCAGUCUACGUCUGGAAUCCCAUUAACUACAACACGGGCACUUAUUCCACAGCACUCAGAGUUUCCUGACCAAGGAGCCGACAAAGUCAGUGCUUCAAUUACAGGAUACACUGACUCCAUUUUAAGCAAAAUCUCAGAUGAAGCUUUCUUGGAAGGCAGCCACAUAACAACUGAGGAACACUUAAAACAGAGUCAUACAUCCAGUGUGAAAUAUGACUUUCCUACUGGUUGGGACCGACCUAAAAUCCAUAGUCAAACCAAUGUGUUUCCUUACACGACAAAUCAUAAUCUGUCAGGACCUGGAGUCUUUAAAAACUUUAAUGGCACCAGUCUGCUCUGGGACGACAUGAGGCGCACGCUGGCGUUUGCCUGGGAACUGCAUGUUUUUGGAUCUGCAAGUCUCUUCACACUGAUGACUGGCCUGGCAGUUUUGGGAGUGGCUGGAGCGUGCACCCUUCCUAACCCCCUCUGUUCUGCCCUGACCCAGGCAAAUAGUCUCUUAAUUAUAGGUGGUUCUUUGCGAUCCUUCCUCCUUCUACUUGAUCCUUAUGGUACCUGCCAGGUCUUGUCUCAUGCCACUCUGGCGGCAUUGCAUAAUGUUCCUCUGGUGCUUUUUCUGUGGGCACAGGUUGCCCUCACUCUGAUCUCACUCCAAGGACUAAAGUUAUUACUGUUCCCAUUAAAAGUGCAACGCCCAUGGGUGGUUGGAGGCCUCGCUAUAUGGCAUUGCACUGCAUUACUUGUAGCUGAUUUAUACUCUUCAGCUUUAUCCCUUGCCCUCCCUCUUUUGCUGCAGACCCUCUCCCUGUGUUGGGGUCUCCCAUUCUGCUUGGGGAUCCUCACUAUGUCCCUUUCCCACAUACAUCCCUUUUUAGGAUCCUCGGUGCCACAGUGGAUUCCUUCACAGGGGGCUGAUAGGCGUGGAAAACGAGUCACUGCAGUAUGUGCCUUUUUUGGGGUGCUGUGCUGCGGCCUUCAGACGUAUAGUCUCUUCUGGCUUUAUGGGCUACUGGGGAACUGGAGGCGCUUUGGCUGGGGCUGGUGGCUCAGUCAGUUUUGGGCCAGAAUCCUUGAGGUAGCUUGGGGAUUCUCUCUGCUUGUCCUGGGAUCUUGGAUCUUCUGGGCACCAUCUAGAGGUAAUUUAAAGGCCGAUUGUGGACAGAGCAGAGGCGAAGUGCCUAGAAGGGUGGAGAGGAAAAACUUGUGGGAUAGGCUCUUGGCCAGAGUACGCAAAGGCCCGCUGAGACAGUCUGAGAAAACCUGGGAAGACUUGAUGCCAAAUAACUGGACGAAGCAUAACCUGACCAGAGCAGGUAUCAGUAACAAUGUAAUGUGCCCAUAUGACGAUCAGCCAACUACCAUUAUGCAAGAAUACAGCAAUGAUCCUGUUAGCUGCAGCAGCUCUGACUCCCAGGCUGCAUUAUUGUGGCAAAAAAUAGGCGAACGCGAGUGUGUUCUUUCAAUUAUAGAGUUUGACAUGAGGCCCCCAUCUCCGAUCAACCUCAGGCGCAGCAUUGACAAUGCCCUUCAUCAUGGACAGCUUGUAGCAGGAGGUCUAUUCACUCCUCCACCUCCCUCUUGGAUUCACACAAUGGGUAAAGACACCACUGACGGAGACGGUGGUCCAACAGCAUUUUGUCCAGCUUAUGUGAACUAUGGGUGGAUGCUGGACACAGAGUCUAUUUCUGCGUCUCUAGAUCAUUUCCAAGCCAAAGAGGCAGUACAGUCACCCACAGCUACAACUGAUUAUAAUGGCAGCAGAGGGUCUCCAGAAGAAUUCUCAACAGUGAUCUGUCAGCAUGACUGGUCUGAUGACGACAUCACAGACCUCUAGGCUGUCCUCAACUGUGAGAGGACACAACGUCCUUCUCCAAAUCAAGUGACACUGCUUAUUUCAAUUGUAAGGCUUCUGCAGGACUUCAGCAAACCUGUUUCACUGGUGUAGGUCUCAAUAUUUCAAAUAUUCAGCACAGCAGCUUGCAUAGUAUUUCACAAAUAUCCUCAUUGAUUUUACAUGUUUUUUUUUAGAAGAGUCUUCAGCUGUAUUUUCGUGUUUACAUGUUUUGACACGUAAAGUGCAUGACUGGAAUAAGUUGGAAAUGACAACACCUCAUAGAGGAUAUUAUGAACAUUUGAUGAGUAUUUUGUUUCUUUAUACCAGUGCUGUUUGUGGACAGACUUUAUCAGAGUUUUCAAUCAGUUUAAAAUUUCCCAUAGGACCACCCACAGCUCUCCCUCCCUUUGUUCCAGAUAUAAGGGAUGCUUUCACUGUUUCAUUUGUCAAUAAAACAACUGAAUUAUCUACAACAUUGACGGAGGCCAUACGUAAAAAUGUGAAUUAAUUAAUGAAAUGCGUGGUUCAUUUUGAGUGAGGCUAAGUUUUACAUUGUUUGAAUGAUAUUUAAAUUUGUUCAUAUUUUUUAACUAAAAAAACAGUUUUCAAAUAAACUGAUUUUAG